AUAAGAUAAAUAAGAAGAUCCCACUAUUGCAGCAAAAGAAAAAACACACACACCCAUAUAUUACGCUCUUCUUGUUCUUUCUCUCGAUUACAAUGGAAAAUUGUGAGGAAUACCAGAACUAUUGGGAGACCAAAAUGUUCCUCCAAAAUGAAGAGCUUGAUAGCUGGGCAAUCGAUGAGGCGAUUUCGGGGUACUACGACUCGAGUUCGCCGGACGGAGGACCAUCGGCGGCGUCAAAGAACAUAGUUUCAGAGAGGAAUAGGAGGAGAAAGCUCAAUGAAAGACUCUUUGCACUUAGAGCUGUGGUCCCCAACAUUAGCAAGAUGGACAAGGCUUCAAUAAUUAAAGAUGCAAUUGAUUACAUCCAAGAAUUGCAUGAGCAAGAGAAGAGAAUCCAAACAGAGAUUUUUGAACUUGAAUCUGGAAAAUUAAAGAAAUACCCAUCUGGGUUUGUGUUUGAUCAACAAGAACUUCCACUGUUGUUGAAGCCCAAAAGGAAGAAGCUUGAACAACAAUUCUAUGACUCUGCAGGGUCCAGAAUUUCCCCAAUUGAAGUUCUUGAAUGUAGAGUUGUGUACAUGGGAGAGAAGACACUGUUGGUGAGCUUGACAUGUAUAAAAAGAACAGACACCAUGUUUAAGCUAUGUGAAGUGUUUGAGUCUUUGAAGCUCAAAAUCAUUACAGCCAAUAUAACCACCAUCUCAGGCAGGCUGUUGAAGACAGUCUUCAUUGAGACAGAUGAAGAGGAGAAAGAUGUUUUGAAGAUAAAAAUAGAGACGGCAAUUGCAGCUCUAAGUGAUCCACAGAGUCCUACGAGCAUGUAAUGAUGACAAAGACAUGCUUUUCUUUCUGUGUGUUGGGUCUUUUCACAAUUUUCUAAGUGUUUCCAGCUAUAUUGUUCUUGUUUUAGGAGAACCACUCAUAGUUGAGGGGUGUGUCUGUAUGUCUACUUUUUCGUUAAAUAAUAAAAUCUUGAGAGCAAUUGUGGCAACCGAAA
Molecule: messenger RNA, 997 nt
Organism: Tripterygium wilfordii
Lineage: Eukaryota; Viridiplantae; Streptophyta; Magnoliopsida; Celastrales; Celastraceae
Product: transcription factor bHLH35
Exons: 5
Coding region: 93-824 (243 amino acids)
Biological process (GO): regulation of DNA-templated transcription
Cellular component (GO): nucleus
Molecular function (GO): DNA-binding transcription factor activity; protein dimerization activity; sequence-specific DNA binding
Source: RefSeq, a predicted model, not a curated record